AUGUCAAAUAUUGAUUAUCAAAAGGUUUUAAAUCAUAAAUUUGCACCGAUUGAAUUUGAACUUACAGAGAAAGAUGUAGCUUUAUAUUCAUUGGGUAUUGGUGCAGGUACAAAGAAUUUAAAGUUUGUCUAUGAGAAUGCAGAGGGAUUCACACCAAUCCCAUCGAUCGGUGUCAUCUUCCCAUUCAAAGUAUUGCUUGAAGUCAUCAAUGGAAUCAGUGGAUUAUCCGAUUUCAACCCAAUGAUGUUGCUUCAUGGUGAACAAUACCUCGAAGUCAGAGGUAAGAUUCCAACCAAAGGUUCAUUGGUUACCUAUUCCAAAGUAAAUAAUUUAUAUGAUAAGGGUAAGGGUGUAUUAUUAGUAAUCGAUACAAUCACAAAAGAAAGAGAUAGUGGUAGAGAGAUUGUUUUCAAUCAAUUCUCAUUGUUUAUUCGUGGAAUCGGUGGAUUCGGUGGUGAGAGAGGACCAUCCGAUAAGCCAAUUGCCAUUCCAAGCAGAAAACCAGAUGCUGUACACACUCAAAAGACAACAACUGACCAGGCUUUGAUCUACAGACUUGCCGGUGGUGAUCUCAACCCACUCCAUGCCGAUCCAGAGAUGAGUAAGCUUGGUGGUUUCGAAGUACCAAUUCUUCAUGGUCUUUGCUCAUUCGGUGUUGCUACCAGAGCUAUUUUAGAGCAUUUCUGUGAUAAUGAUCCAGAAAGAUUUAAGAGUAUCCGUGUUAGAUUCUCAAAGCAUGUAUUCCCAGGAGAAACUAUUCAAACUGAAAUGUGGAAAUUAAAUGAUACUCAAGUUGUUUUCCAAUCAAAGGUUUUGGAAAGAGAUGGAUACACUUUAUCCAAUGCCAUUGCCGAAAUCAAACCAGCCGCUUCAUCAAAACUUUAA
This is a messenger RNA of Heterostelium album PN500, 885 nucleotides long. RefSeq names its product putative peroxisomal multifunctional enzyme 2 (gene mfeB). Bases 1 to 885 code for a protein of 294 amino acids. The record is from RefSeq and is a predicted model, not a curated record. Gene Ontology annotation, cellular component: peroxisome. The transcript has 5 exons. NCBI's taxonomy places the organism in Eukaryota, Evosea, Eumycetozoa, Acytosteliales, Acytosteliaceae.